Molecule: messenger RNA, 2322 nt
Organism: Bemisia tabaci
Lineage: Eukaryota; Metazoa; Arthropoda; Insecta; Hemiptera; Aleyrodidae
Source: RefSeq, a predicted model, not a curated record
GAUUUGCCAAGCCAGUUGUUAUCCAGCCUCGGUUAAAGAUGUACUCGUUUAAGCUUCACCGGUUCGGGUUUUCAUCCUUGUUUGUGCUUUGUUUUUGUCAAGUAACAAUUGAAGUCAGUGCGGAAUAUUUGGGUUGCUAUCUAGAUCAAAGUGAGAACAGACUUUUGGGCGAAAUCAGAGAAUGGAGCGAUCAACUGACUCCUAGCGCAUGCAUCGAUAUUUGUUCAAAGGGAGGUUAUCCCUUUGCCGGAGCACAAUGGGGGUCAGAAUGCUUUUGUGGGUACAAUCGACCGCCUCAAAUCGCUAAACGGCCCGAAUCCGAAUGCUCGAAACCCUGCAGUGGUGAUGCUAAGGAACAAUGUGGUGGCAAUUACAGAAUGAAUGUUUACACUACAGCUGUGUCAGGACUAGGAGCUCUGCCUAGCGGCUUUUACCAGGGUUGCUUCAAGGAAAACGCGGGAAUAUCAACAAUAUUUAAUUUAUCGGAGAGACUUCUGUCCGGGUUUCGUCAAGACUUCAACGGGUUGACGCCGAAAAUGUGUUUCGAGUUUUGUUUUAAAAAGGGGUUCAAGCUAUCGGGACUUCAGUGGGGGAAAGAAUGUUACUGUUCAAAUAAGAGACUGGACUUGAUCAUGAAGAAGAAAGUAGACGAUAUAGAGUGCAGUUCGCCGUGCGAUGGCGACGAUUCAAAAAAAUGCGGCAGUGGAUGGCGACUCAGCGUUUACGCAACUGGACUUACCGAUGUGCCCGCGAAUGGAAGACUCAUUGGUUGCUACUCAGAUAGCCCGCCAAAAGCUACAGGAGAAGAUGCUCAACUCCAGCACCGGAGAGUGUUGCCGGAUUUCAAAAUCGAUCUGACGAAGACCAAUUCGCCGCGAACUUGCAUGAAUCUCUGUUAUCAAAUGGGAUUCAGCUAUUCCGGAGUUCAAUACGAGUUCGAAUGUUUCUGUGCGCGUAAUGGUCCUCCACAACAUAGGAUCAAACCCGACGAUAAUUGUAAUAAAAAAUGCCCCGGUGACUCAGCUGAGACCUGUGGAGGAGGCUGGCGUAUACAGAUUUAUAAGACCCCUCUAGCAGAUAAAUCAGAACCAAAAUUCACUGAUCGCCCUGUGCUUCCGGUCAAAACUACUGCAGCCCCAAUGCAAUCGACAACCCAGCGCAACAACUGUGUCUUGUCAACAACAACUGUUAAAGGAAAACGAGUGUGCAAGAAUUCGGUCAUUUUUUCGGACGAUUUCAAAAAGUUUGACCCGAAGCGAUGGAGACACGAAAUUAAAAUCGCCGCAAAACCGGAUUACGAGUUUGCCAUUUAUGACGCCAAGCCCGAGAAUACUUAUACUAAAGACGGGGUUCUUCAUAUUCAACCAACAGUAUUUGAUGACAAUUUCGUUGAAAACGGACGAAUCGAUCUCGAAAGAUGCACAGGAGAUGCUUUUAACGACGAAUGCUCGAGAAACACAGACUUUUUCAUAUUGCCACCGAUACAAUCUGCACGAAUUUCGACCAAGCAGACGUUCAGUUUCAAAUAUGGAAUCGUUGAAAUCCAAGCCAAACUUCCGAUCGGUGACUGGAUAGUGCCGGAGAUAUGGCUGGUGCCGGCUGACAACGCUUACGGAUCGUACUACGAAUCUGGAAAAAUCCGUUUUACGUCACGAGGAAAUUCAGAUUUAAAGUACAAAGACGAAACAGAUAUGGGAUAUCAGACAUUGGAGGGUUCAGUAAUGAUGGGCUACGGACAAACAAUCAAAAGUAGAUCAGUUUACUACUCCAAUACGAAUGGCUGGCGGGAUGACUUCCACAAUUUCACCAUCAUUUGGACCCCAGAUGAUGUUUCGUUCCUCGUCGAUGGGAGGAAAAAACAGAACAUAAUGCAAAACGCUUAUGGUUCCCGACUCAGUGACAUGAUUGGAUUUUCCAGCUCGGAGAUAAGGGUAUGGAAUGCAGGCUCUCCAAUUGCACCUUUUGAUCAGCCGUUCUACAUCAGUCUUGGUGUCUCCGUAGGAGGAUUACGCGAUUUCGAGGAUGGCGCAACGAGCAACGGUCAUGUCAAACCAUGGACUAACACGGACCCUAGGGCUUUACUGAAGUUUUGGAACCAGCGGAGUGAAUGGUUACCCACUUGGCAAAAGGACACAUCUCUAGUCGUUAAAUCAAUCAAAGUUACAGCUUUAUAGUGCUUUAGGACUAUGUCUCAAAUGUGGAGGCAUAAGUUUUCAGCCUUUUACACAAGUCUGAAAUCAAAAUAAAAGACUGCAUUCUUCUUUGUCAAUUUAUACCUCAGGAAAAAAUGUAUAAAAAUCAACGAUCAACCUUCAUAGUCUC